This is a messenger RNA of Erinaceus europaeus (western European hedgehog), 8564 nucleotides long. It is a transcript of the gene MED12L, whose product is annotated as mediator complex subunit 12L. Gene Ontology annotation, cellular component: mediator complex. The transcript has 48 exons. The record is from RefSeq and is a predicted model, not a curated record. Gene Ontology annotation, biological process: regulation of transcription by RNA polymerase II. Bases 535 to 7209 code for a protein of 2224 amino acids. NCBI's taxonomy places the organism in Eukaryota, Metazoa, Chordata, Mammalia, Eulipotyphla, Erinaceidae. Gene Ontology annotation, molecular function: transcription coactivator activity; beta-catenin binding.
UCAGCCCCGGGCCGGCCGGGGCGCCGGGGGACCCGCGCGCGCUCUGCGGAGGCGAAAACCCGGAGCGGCGGAUCGGAGCGCGCCCGCCCGCCGCCAACUGCUCCGCGGUCCGGCCGAGCUGGGCAUGCUCAGUGCGGCCCCGCGCCGCCGUCCGCCGACUCGGAAGCUCGAGCUCCCGGGCCGCGGGGGCGACAUCGCCGGCGGCGGCCAGCCGCGUCGCCCGCCGCCCCCAGACGGAGGCAAACUUCGCGGCGACCCUCCGCCUUUCCAAACCCCCACCCUGGGCUCGCCCACCCGGGGCCGGCAGCUCGCGGGUCCCCUACGAGCCGGUCCCUUCCAUCCCGCCCCGGAUCAUGGAGGCUGCGGCCGCCGGUGUUCUGCCCUCGCCGCCCGCCCCUGCCCACUAGCCGCCGACCAACAGCGCCACCGCCAGCGGGCGAGCGAGCCUGUGUGCAAAGUGCUGCUCCCUGGUGCUCAGAGGCGGCGGCUCCAGCUCCAACUCUUCAUUCAUUCCGCCGGGGAACAUGCGAGAUCAUGGCCGCCUUCGGGCUUUUCAGCUAUGAGCAGAGACCGCUGAAGCGCCCCCGCCUCGGGCCGCCCGACGUCUACCCGCAGGACCCCAAGCAGAAGGAGGAUGAACUCACCGCUGUGAACGUUAAACAAGGCUUCAACAACCAGCCAGCCUUUCCUGGAGAUGAACAUGGCUCAGCCCGGAAUAUUGUAAUUAAUCCGUCCAAGAUUGGAGCUUAUUUUAGCAGCAUACUAGCUGAGAAACUAAAGCUCAACACUUUCCAGGACACCGGAAAGAAGAAACCGCAAGUUAAUGCUAAAGACAAUUAUUGGUUGGUCACCGCUCGGUCCCAGAGUGCAAUUCAUAGCUGGUUCUCUGACUUAGCAGGAAAUAAACCACUUGCGAUUUUGGCAAAAAAGGAGCUGCCUCUGGCCAAGCCAGGUGUUCCUCAGGUUCCCAUCCUCAGUAAAAAAGAAGAUGUGUUUGCAUAUCUAGCUAAAUAUUCCGUGCCAAUGGUCCGAGCGACGUGGCUGAUCAAGAUGACCUGUGCCUAUUACUCUGCGAUUUCUGAAGCUAAAAUCAAGAAACGCCAGGCUCUGGAUCCCAAUUUGGAGUGGACACAGAUCUCCACCAGGUUCCUCCGGGAGCAGCUGGCCAAGAUCUCCGACUUCUACCACAUGACAGCGAGUGCGGGCGAGGGCCCGGUCCCUGUGCCCCCGGACGUGGAGCAGGCCAUGAGGCAGUGGGAGUACAACGAGAAGCUGGCCUUCCACAUGUUCCAGGAAGGGAUGUUGGAGAAGCAUGAGUAUCUGACAUGGAUCCUGGACGUUUUAGAAAAGAUCAGACCCAUGGACGACGACCUUCUGAAACUCCUGUUACCGCUCAUGCUGCAGUAUUCAGACGAGUUUGUGCAGUCAGCCUACCUGUCUCGUCGUCUCGCCUACUUCUGUGCCCGCCGUCUGGCCCUGCUUCUGAGCGACAGCCCCAGCCUCCUUGCCGCCCACUCGCCCCACAUGAUGAUCGGACCCAACAGCUCGGGCGUCGGGGCGCCCAGCCCUGGGCCUCCCGGUCCUGGCAUGAGCCCGGUGCAGCUGGCCUUCUCCGACUUCUUGUCCUGUGCUCAGCAUGGGCCCCUCGUGUAUGGACUCAGUUGUAUGUUACAGACCGUCACUCUCUGUUGCCCAAGUGCCUUGGUGUGGAAUUACUCCACCAACGACAACAAGACCGCAAACCCCGGCUCCCCACUGGACCUGCUGCAGGUGGCCCCCUCCAGCCUGCCCAUGCCGGGUGGGAACACAGCCUUCAACCAGCAGGUCCGGGCAAGGAUUUAUGAGGUAGAACAACAGAUAAAGCAAAGAGGCCGAGCUGUGGAAGUCCGGUGGUCUUUUGACAAGUGCCAAGAGUCAACCGCAGGGGUGACCAUCAGUCGGGUUUUACACACACUGGAAGUCUUGGACCGUCACUGUUUUGACCGAACUGAUUCUAGCAACUCAAUGGAGACGCUUUACCAUAAGAUUUUCUGGACAAACCAAAACAAAGAUAACCAAGAGGUCGCCCCCAACGACGAGGCGGUGGUUACACUCUUGUGUGAAUGGGCAGUGAGCAGUAAGCGCUCCGGGAAGCACAGGGCCAUGGCGGUGGCCAAGCUGCUGGAGAAGAGGCAGGCGGAAAUCGAGGCCGAGAGAUGUGGUGAAUCAGAGGUCUUAGAUGAGAAGGAGUCCAUCUCUUCAGCCUCCCUUGCUGGAUCUAGUUUGCCUGUUUUCCAGAAUGUCCUGCUAAGGUUUCUAGAUACGCAAGCUCCCUCAUUGUCCGACCCCAACAGUGAAUGUGAAAAGGUGGAGUUUGUGAACUUGGUGCUGCUUUUCUGCGAGUUCAUCCGUCACGACGUCUUCUCCCACGAUGCCUACAUGUGCACCCUCAUAUCUCGGGGGGACCUGUCCAUCACUGCCUCUACUCGGCCACGGUCGCCAGCAGGAGAGAAUGCAGAAGAGCACUACCCAAAGGACAACGACGUGAAAAUGGAGGAGCAGGCGCUCAUGGCGCAUAUGGGUGUCGACUCAGCCGCCACGCACAUUUUUGAUGAAGUAGACAAGAGUGACUUUAAAACUGACUUUGGUUCGGAAUUUCCAAUCUUUUCUCCCAUGCCUGGAGAGCCCUGUGAGAAUGCCAACCCUCCCCUGGGCAGAAGGAUGUCAGUCAAUGGGGAGAAGCUGCUGAAGAGAGAAAGAACGCGGGAGUUGAUUUUCCCAUCGAAUUACGACCUCCUGCGCCACCUGCAGUACGCCACGCAUUUUCCUAUCCCCCUGGACGAGUCUUCAAGUCACGAAUGUAACCAGCGCACGAUCCUUCUGUAUGGCGUGGGCAAAGAACGGGACGAGGCCAGGCACCAGCUGAAGAAGAUUACCAAAGAUAUCCUGAAAAUCCUGAACAAGAAGAGCACCACGGACACAGGGGUUGGCGAUGAUGGACACAAAGCCAGGAAGAGCAAGCAGGAAGCAUUCCCAACACUGGAGACUGUGUUUACAAAGCUUCAGCUCCUCUCCUACUUUGAUCAGCACCAGGUGACAUCUCAGAUCUCUAACAACGUGCUGGAGCAGAUCACUAGCUUUGCAUCUGGCACCUCCUACCACCUGCCUCUGGCCCAUCAUGUCCAGCUGAUCUUUGACCUCAUGGAGCCAGCGCUGAACAUCAAUGGGUUGAUCGACUUCGCCAUCCAGCUGCUGAACGAGCUGAGCGUCGUGGAAGCAGAGCUGCUCUUGAAGUCGUCCAGCCUGGCGGGGAGCUACACCACCGGUCUGUGUGUGUGCAUCGUGGCCGUGCUCCGGCGCUACCACAGCUGCCUCAUCCUGAACCCUGAGCAGACAGCCCAGGUGUUUGAAGGGCUGUGUGGUGUGGUCAAGCAUGUUGUGAACCCCUCGGAAUGUUCUUCCCCUGAAAGAUGCAUCCUAGCCUACCUCUAUGACCUCUACGUGUCCUGUAGCCACCUCAGAAGCAAAUUUGGAGACCUCUUCAGUAGUGCCUGUUCAAAAGUAAAGCAAACCAUCUAUAAUAAUGUGAUGCCUGCAAAUUCUAACUUGCGGUGGGACCCAGACUUCAUGAUGGAUUUUAUUGAGAAUCCUUCGGCCCGGAGCGUCAACUACUCAAUGCUGGGCAAGAUCCUCAGCGACAACGCAGCCAAUCGCUACAGCUUUGUCUGCAACACACUCAUGAAUGUCUGCAUGGGCCAUCAGGAUGCUGGGAGGAUUAACGACAUAGCCAAUUUCUCCUCCGAGCUGACAGCCUGCUGCACUGUCCUCAGUUCCGAGUGGCUGGGUGUUCUGAAGGCUCUCUGCUGCUCUUCAAAUCACGUGUGGGGGUUUAAUGAUGUGCUUUGCACUGUCGAUGUGAGUGACCUUUCAUUCCAUGAUUCAUUAGCUACUUUCAUUGCUAUUCUGAUAGCACGACAGUGUCUCUCGCUGGAGGACGUCGUGCAGCACGUGGCUCUGCCCUCUCUCCUAGCCGCAGCUUGUGGAGAUGCAGACGCUGAGCCUGGGGCCAGAAUGACAUGCCGUCUGCUGCUCCAUCUUUUCCGAGCCCCCCAGGCCUGCUUAUUACCUCAAGCAACUGGCAAACCUUUCCCUGGAAUUAGGUCAUCCUGUGAUAGGCACCUCCUAGCCGCUGCUCACAACAGCAUUGAAGUGGGAGCCGUGUUUGCUGUCUUGAAAGCAAUUAUGAUGCUUGGUGAUGCCAAAAUUGGCAGUAACAAUGUCAACUCUCUAAAGAGUGAUGACUUCUCCAUGAGGGGCUUACGGCGUGAUGGGAAUGUGGAAGAUAUCUGGAUUGCUUCACAAAAUUCCAAAUCCUGCAGUAAAGGCAUUUCCAUAGAAACCGCGAAUUUAAGAGAGUAUGCUAGAUACGUGCUGCGGACUAUCUGUCAACAGGAAUGGGUGGGAGAGCACUGCUUAAAGGAGCCCGAAAGAUUGUGCACAGACAAAGAACUCAUACUGGACCCUGUCCUUUCAAACAUGCAAGCCCAGAAGUUACUGCAGCUCAUCUGUUAUCCUCACGGCAUUAAAGAGUGUUCCGAGGGGGACAACCUGCAGAGGCAGCACAUCAAGCGAAUUCUUCAGAAUCUUGAGCAGUGGACCCUGAGGCAGUCCUGGCUGGAACUUCAGCUAAUGAUCAAACAGUGUUUGAAGGACCCUGGAUCUGGCUCAGUCGCCGAGAUGAACAACCUGCUGGACAACAUCGCCAAGGCCACCAUAGAGGUCUUCCAGCAGUCGGCUGACCUGAACAACAACUCCUCGAGUUCGGGCAUGGGCCUCUUCAACCCAAACGGGCUCGGGGGUCCCGACACGGGCACCACACGGCAGAAUGGAAUCAAAACAUUUCUAAGUUCCUCUGAACGCAGAGGCGUGUGGCUGGUGGCCCCCCUCAUUGCCAGGCUGCCGACUUCUGUGCAAGGAAGAGUGCUGAAGGCUGCCGGAGAGGAGUUGGAGAAGGGGCAACACUUAGGGUCUUCUUCCAAAAAGGAAAGAGACAGACAGAAGCAGAAAAGUAUGUCCCUUUUGAGUCAACAGCCUUUCCUCUCCCUGGUCCUUACCUGCCUUAAGGGACAAGAUGAACAGCGGGAAGGCCUCCUGACUUCUCUGCAGAAUCAAGUUAAUCAGAUUUUAUGUAACUGGCGAGAAGAACGCUACCAGGAUGACAUAAAAGCCCGGCAGCUGAUGCACGAAGCCCUGCAGCUCCGCCUGAAUUUGGUGGGAGGAAUGUUUGACACUGUGCAGAGAAGCAGCCAGUGGACCACAGAGUGGGCUCUCCUCCUCCUGCAGAUCAUCACUUCUGGGACGGUGGACAUGCACACCAACAAUGAAUUAUUCACAACAGUUCUUGACAUGCUGGGAGUUUUAAUCAACGGGACACUGGCCUCAGACCUGUCCAGUUCCUCUCCUGGGGGAUCUGAAGAGAACAAACGGGCAUACAUGAACUUGGUCAAAAAAUUGAAAAAAGAGCUGGGAGACAAGCGGUCAGAAAGUAUCGACAAAGUCCAACAGCUUCUACCUUUGCCGAAGCAGACGUGUGAUAUCAUCACUUGUGAACCCAUGGGCUCCUUGAUUGACACAAAGGGAAACAAAAUCGCUGGAUUUGACUCUAUAGACAAAAAACAGGGCCUGCAGGUCUCCACGAAGCAGAAGAUGUCCCCGUGGGACCUGUUUGAGGGCCAGAAGAACCCGGCACCCCUGUCCUGGGCCUGGUUCGGGACGGUCCGCAUGGACCGGAAGGUGGUGAAGUACGAGGAGCAGCACCACCUGCUGCUCUACCACACGCACCCAAUGCCCAAGCCCCGGAGCUACUACCUCGAGCCGCUGCCCCUGCCUCCCGAGGAGGAAGAGGAAGAGCCCACAUCCCCCAUCUCUCAGGAACCAGAGAGGAAGUCCGCCGAGCUGUCAGAUCAGGGAAAAACCGCCACCGACGAAGAGAAGAAAACCAAGGGCAGGAAGCGCAAGACAAAAUCCAGCUCCAGGGUGGACGAAUAUCCACAGAGCAACUUAUACCGAGUGCCUCCUAACUACUCACCCAUCUCCUCCCAGAUGAUGCCCCACCCGCAGUCCACCCUGUGGGGGUACAACCUCAUGGGGCAGCCCCAGCAGCCCAGCUUCUUCCUCCAGAGCCCGUCUCUCACUCCAGGUGGCUCCCGACUGGACCCCUCAGGCUCCUUCGUCCCCACCAACACCAAGCAAGCCCUGUCCAACAUGCUGCAGCGGCGCUCAGGGGCCGUGAUGCAGCCUCCCUCCCUGCACGCCAUCACCUCCCAGCAGCAGCUGAUCCAGAUGAAGCUCUUGCAGCAGCAGCAACAGCAGCAGCAGCAGCGGCUUCUCCGACAAGCCCAAGCUCGACCUUUCCAACAGAGACAGCCAGAUAUUGAGAGGGAAGGGGGAGACAGAGACGAAGAGAGACACUUGAAGACCUGCUUCACCACUUGUGAAGCUUUCUCUCUGCAGGGCCAGCCAGGGGAUCAAGCCGCUCUCUUUGCUGCUCAAGCCCGGCCUUCCCCACAGCUCUCUCAGUACCCAGGGCUGCCGCAGGCACAGGCCAUGCCCCAGGGCUACACCAUGUACGGAACCCAGAUGCCUCUACAGCCAACCCCACAGCAGCAGGCUGCCAGCGUGGUCCUGUCCCCCGGCUAUAACUCCAGGAACUACCCGGCCACGCACUCCAGCGCGGCGUUGAUAGAAAGGCUCAGGCAGAUGCAGCAGCCGCCCAGUGGCUACGUCCAGCAGCAGGCGUCGCCCUACCUGCAGCCCCUGGCAGGCGCUCAGAGAUUGAACCACCAGCCCCUUCAGCAGAGCCCCCUGGUGGGCGGAGGAAUCGAGGCAGUACUGACAUCCGCGCACCCCGGCCUUCCCUCCGUGUCCCUGUCUCAGGACCCCAUGAGGCCCCGACAGCCACAGGUGCGACAGCAGCAGAGGCUUCUCCAGAUGCAGCAGCCCCCACAGCCCCAGCAGCCACCCCAACCCCAACCAUCCUCACAGCCCCAGAGUCAAAACCUUGGUCUUCAGGCAGUGCAGUCCCAGCAGCCUCUGUUUCCCCGGCAAGGUCUGCAGCAGACACAGCAGCAGCAGCAGACGGCCGCCCUGGUGCGGCAGCUCCAGAAGCAGCUCUCCAGUAAUCAGCCACAGCAAGGAGUCACUCCCUACGGCCACCCUUCACACUUCUGAGUCUGGGAGAGGACAGAUGUGGAGUCUUGUGUUUUGCACUGAAAUGGAGAGAAUCCAGUUGAAUGCAUUGAUCUUCCGAACUGUCCCUGGGCUCGUUUUCAUUUCAUUGACGUUUUCCAAUAUCCUAUGUCACAUUUCAUACAAACGUGUUUAAACAAUAAGCAAAGAGGAGGGGUCAUGGUUUGGUUUUGUGGCAUUCGCCUCUAGAGAAGACUGAAAAAACACGGAUGGUGUCUGUCGGCUACUGUAGGAGGAGCUUGAUAGCAGACUUGGUGCUUUUUUGUUUGUUUCUGUUUUGAAUCUCACAGAAGAAAAUGAAUUAUGGUGAAUUUACUAUAUUUAUGUGUUAAUUCAUUAAUGAUGAUUUUUUCCCCCAAACUGUGCCGGACCAAACUACUGAUUUGAAAGGCAUGCCAGAACUUUGGCAGGAAAGCAACCCAUUCAUUCCACACUCAGUGUGGACAGUGAAACAGACACUGACUUGCCUCGCUCUAAUUUGAAACGUUUGUACUUUCAUAAGCACUUUAUAAACUUUGUUCUUAUUUAUGUAGGGUUUUCUCUUUAUUUUUUUUUUUCCUUUGCUUUUUGUUCUGGUCAAAAGGUGCUGAAACAGCUUGUUGCUGAGUCCUUUUUAGAGCAAGAACUUAAACCAAGGCUUCAGUGAGAGUCAUCCUAAGAGGCAAGGAAGCCACUUAGCUGUCGCUGCACCUGUAUUUGUUUUCAGUGGCAAGAUCAUCGAUACACAGUCUUUGUAAAGUUCCAACGUGUAAAUUCUAAAGGCCUAAACGAACCAGGGAGCAAUUGCUCCAACUGCUUAUUGCCAGGCGAUGGCCAAAAAAAAAGUCCAGUUUGGGUUCUCGAACCUCAUGCCAACUUGAGAAUGGGUAUCUCGCAGCCGGCCUGAGAUUCCAGUGUGCGCACUUCCGGUGGUCUCCAGAGAACUGGCUGCAAAGCCCGGAAGGCUCUGGUUUCCAUAAAAGAUGUAUUUGCUGUUUAUUUUGUAUGUGCCACGCUUGUAACGUUGAUAGAAGGUGGACACUAGGCAACUGAUAGUGACAGAAAAAAAAAAGUCCAUUCUUUAAUGAAGAAUUCAGGUACAUUUGCCAUUUGUUAUUAUAGUGGACAGUUUUCUCUUAAUGUUCAUUGUUAUUUGUUGGCAAAAUAAAAGUGCCUUAAGUUAAAAGUUUGUUUUGAGAUCCAUUGAAGAAAUCAGUAUCUGUUCAUAAUGUGUUUAUUUACAAGGGUUGUUUCUUUUCUUUUUGCAUGUCCAUGAUAAAUUGAAUAUUGUAAAUGUAUUCAAGUUCAUUUACACGCCUAUGGCUGCCUUUGAUUAAACUUCUCCCAAAAAACAAAAA